Molecule: messenger RNA, 5113 nt
Organism: Mytilus californianus (California mussel)
Lineage: Eukaryota; Metazoa; Mollusca; Bivalvia; Mytilida; Mytilidae
Product: proprotein convertase subtilisin/kexin type 5-like
Exons: 3
Coding region: 110-3046 (978 amino acids)
Source: RefSeq, a predicted model, not a curated record
UUAUCGUUAUUCAGAACGAAGAUCGCCAGAUGGAUGGAACAAUGCAGUAGAAUUUGACUUUAACAAUAAUUGACAAAACUACUACGUUAAAAAUUAACGAAGAUAAAAAAUGGUGCCAUCAAAAACUCAGAUGCUAUGCCUUUUUGCGUUUAUCACGGUUAUAUGGACAAUGUGCUUACCGACAGAGGUAAACACAGGUAGAGAUGACUGCAAGAGCACAUGCCCUUCAGAUAAAGCAAUAUAUAAACAAACAUGCAUCAGCACAUGUCCUCCACAUACCAGAAGACUGGAGACUGACCUUGCUAGAUACUGUCUAAUUGAUAACGAGUUCAACUGUUUAGGAAGGCUUUGUGGUGGUGAUUUUCCAUAUUGCUAUCAAGCAAAUUGUGUCAAAACAUGCCCAGAGUAUACAGUAACAUAUAAUGAUACAUGUAUGCUUAGAUGCCCGGCAGACGCUCCGUAUGUUACUGUUGAUCAAUGUACAGGAAUUUGCUUAACUGGAAGAAAAGUGUGUUCUCUUAAAUGUCCCGAAACCCAUCCGUUUGUUUUUCAUUCUGAAUCGUUUAAUUUUUGCUUACAAACAUGUCCAGAUUUUACAGCGGCCUCAUAUGCUCAAUCGACAUGUAGCACUAAAUGUCCUCGAUCUGCUCCUUAUUUAUUUAACAAAACAUGUCAUAAUAUUUGCCCAGAUACCCACAUGUUAGUUUUAACUAAGAUUUCAAAAUAUAAUAUUAUACCAACGUGCACGCAAUCAUGUUCAGACGAAACAGUUGUCGAUGGAAAUGUGUGUGUAGAAUUUUGUCCUAGCGGUAAACAUUUAUUCAACAAGACCUGCGUAGGAAAAUGUCCUAAAUCGCACCCUAAUUUAUAUCCAAGAAACCAAUAUAUUAUAAAUCUAGAUACAAAACACUAUGGGCGUGCCGCUUUCAUAUGUGUUGAGUCAUGUAUCAAUGUAGAGGCAGAUAUUCCUUGGCUUCAAAGACUAUAUUCCUGGGCAACACCUGCAAUACGUCUUUAUAAAAAUGUUUGCGUGGGUGAAUGUCCAGCCACUAGCAAAUUUGACUAUAAUGGAAUAUGUGUGAAAAAUUGUCCAAGCAAUGAAUCAUUCUUGCAACCAACAUCUGGAACAACGAUUAAAUGUGUCAACUAUUGUUCAGAGGUUUAUUACAAUAGGACUUGUAUGGACUAUUGCCCUUCUGAGGCUCAAUAUAGGAUGAAUAAAACGUGUUAUAAGACAUGUCCAAAUGAUUUUCCUUUUCUGCAAAGAAAUGCUUGGGAUUAUUCGUGUGUAGAUAGUUGUAAAACAUUUUAUUAUAACAAAAAAUGUGUCUCAGAGUGCCCAAAGGAAGCUAAAUACCAGCAUAAUAUUACAUGUGUGAGUAAAUGUGACGGCGAUCUUCCGUUCAGUUACAGUUCAGUUACGAAGGAUGAAACCUGGCCAUAUAAAAAACACUACAAUAAUAGCUGUGUGAAAUCGUGUCCGAAUCUUGAAACUUUAGAUAAAGAUUGUGUAGACAGCUGUCCAAAAGACGAAAAAUAUAUACUCAACUCUACUUGCGUGUCUAUAUGUUAUGGAAAUCUUCCGUACGCAUACAAACAAACCACUUCAGAAAAAAGGUACCCUUAUAAGGAGCAUAUAAAGUAUAUCUGUAUGCAAUCAUGUCCUCUGGAUACAUUUCUUUACAACGAUACAAAUUGUGUUGCGAACUGUCCAAAAGAUGCAAAUUUUAUAUUUGAAUCAUCUUGUGUGAAUGAAUGUCCUCUAUCAAACCCUUUCAAUUACACUAAGAACGGUAAAGGGUUUGGGAUAUAUCAGUGUGUGGAAAGUUGUCCAAACAAAACAUUUUUUUACAAGGAAACAUGUUUUGACAAUUGUCCAGAAAACCUUAAAACUCAUAUACAUACUUGCACUGAAAGCUGUCCUAUUUCACAUCCGUACACUUAUAUUCAAUUAAUACAAAAAGAACCAAUAGUGGGAAGUAUAAACAAAUGUCUAAAAAGAUGCCCGGACGGAACAGUUAUAAAUGACCAUUUCUGUGAUAAAUUAUGUCCAGCCAACAUACCUUAUCUUGAAAAUAAUCGAUGUGUGAAUGUUUGUCCAAAUUCAAAUGCUCUUGUCGAAAUUACAAACCAGGGCAAGAAGUGUCAUGAUAAAUGCCCACAUCAUUUAUUUAUAAUGGAUGACAAUUGUGUAGAAAAAUGCCCGGACAAUAGGCUAAUCGUCGGAAGUUCUUGUAAAGACAUAGGCAAAUGUCCCUACCAUACCUAUCUAGAACAUUCUGAAAUUGGGAAAAGAUGCACAAACAAAUGCUCUGCAAAGUUUUAUCUCGAUGGAUUAGACUGUAUUAAAGAAUGUCCACCACAAAAGGUGAUAGCUGGAAUUAGUUGUUUAGAUGAGUGCCCACCUGCUUUUCCACUAAGCCAUAAGGAUUUCAGUUCAAAACCACGUAUUCAUUGUUAUGGAACAUGUCCUUCUGAUUAUGUUGCAAACGGAACCGAGUGUAUUGAAAGCUCUACAUGUCAAGUUGAAAACCACUUUACAUACAGAAAUAGAUGUUACGAAAAAUGCCCACACUUGACAAUUGAGUACGGGUAUAAGUCCUGUGCUUCAAUGAAUAUAUUCAUAACAUUUUUAGUUGUAUGUAUACUGUGUAUAAUAAUACCACUUACUUUGAUAUAUGUUGCCACCUGCUUCACUGGAUGGUCUUCCAGAACAAGGGAAUACACAGCAACGUUUAAUCGGGAAAAACAAUCACGCGAGGAAGAUAACGAUUCUAAUACAACACCUUUGAUUUCUUUUGAAAAUGGUGGUAUCGAAAACAAGCAUUCGGAACAUUCAAAUAGUAUAGAAGUGAGAUCUGAUAUUGAAGAUAUUAUGGCAGAACUUGACGAUGGUUAUAAAACAUCUACUGAUAGAAACUUUAGAGUAAAAUAUGAACCUGUCCAGAAAGAAACACGUGAUAGAGAAAAUGAAGAUAAAACGCACACAAAUUGUAGAAAUGAGACAAAAGAUGUUCAUAUCGAGGUUUUGUCAACUGAGCAAUGAUUUAAAAUGAUCUAAAGUACAUUUAAUUUUUAAAUAUCAAAUACAGCUUAAAUCAAACCAUGAAGCGACCAAUAUUUCAAGUAUCAGGACGAGUACUUGUUCAAAAAAUGACAAUUUGGACACGAGGAAAGAGAAGGGGUGAGAAACAACGAUUGAUAUAAAUUCAUUUGGAUUUGUUUCUACAAACAUGUCGCUUUCUUGUACACGAGGGUCAGACAUUAAAGUCAAUUAAUUGUUUAAAUUUUGAAGUUUUUUGUUUGUGCAAAUAGGGACAUCGUUUCAUCAAAAUCCAUAUAUUUAUAUAUAUCAUUUGAGGAAUACUAUCGAUUGUGCAAGCCUACUUCGGUAAACAACGGUGCCAUUUGCGUCAAUAGUGACUAAUAUCACUAGCGCCAGACUAUCGAUUAUGCAAGCCCCCAUCGGUAAACAACGGUGCAAUUUGCGUCAACAGAGAUUCAUAUAACUAGCGCCAGACUAUCGAUUAUGCGAAACCUUCAUCGGUAAAUGCGUCAAUAGAGAUGCAUAUAACUAGCACCAGAAUAUCGAUUGUGCAAACCUUCGUUGGUAAACAACGUCAAUAGAGAUUCAUAUAAUUAGCGCCAAACUAUCGAUUGUGCAAGCCUAUUACGGAAAACAACGGUACCAUUUGCGUCAUUAGCGAUUUAUAUAAUUUGAGGCAGAUUAUCGAUUGUGCAAGCUUACUUCAGUAAACAACGGUGCCAUUUGCGUCAAUAAAAAUCAAAUAGGAACAGGCUAUCGAUUGUGCAAGGCUUUAUCAGUAAACAACGGUGCCAUUUUCGUAAUAGAGAUCAAUUAAAUUGAAGCCAUUUGGUUUUUUUAAAUUUUUUUAUUUAAAGGUUUGUACAAUUAAAUAAGUUGAACAGUUAACUAUAUAUACAAAAGUCAUUGGCUAGAGAGAGCUCGGCAUAUAUGUUCAGAUCUCUGAGGCAAUAUAGGUGACUUCAGAUGCAUACCAGGGUUUUUAAGAAACAGUCAGUAAAACACUAAAAUAAACAAACAUCAACUGGACCAAAAAUAUUAUAUUGCAACUAGACAGCAGGUCGAGGAUAAAAUUACAUUUAGACGCAAUAAACGUAAACGGAUAAAGUUUGAAAAAAAGUUCCAGUGAACUGACUUUAACAUUAUGACAUGUAUCGCGAUUUUAAACAGAUUGUUCUACUGUUCAUAUGUUCCAGAAAAGGAGUAAUGAGAUCACCCCCAGUUUUUGGUGGGGUUCGUGUUGCUUAGUCUUUAGUUUUCUAUGUUGUGUCUUGUGUACUAUUAUUUGUCUGUUUGUCUUUUUAUUUUUUAGCCAUGGUGUUGUCAGUUUAUUUUCGAUCUAUGAGUUUGACUCUCCCUCUGGUAUCUUUCGCCCCUCUCUUGCAUUAGAUUUCCUGAAGAGUUUCAUUUCAAUAAAACAUUGAACCAAAAAACGAUUCAAUAUUUUGGUUCUCAGAAAAAUACAACUCUCCUUUUUGUUAGAAAGCUUUCAUUAUAAACUGUAAUACAAAAAAUUGUUCAUACUUGCCUCGGUCUAUAUAUAUAUUUUUUGAGAAAUGACUGCCUUGUUUGUAACUCUAUAUGGUCUCCAGUACCAAAAACUAUUCACAUAUUCAUCUUACUUAAACAUUGCCCUUUUCAUUUACUUUAAUGCUAUUCUACAUUUUGACAAUACAAUUUAUUUUGGGCAUGUUCAAUAACUACUAAAUUUGUCAUACGGAUUUAAAUGUACAUCCAGUAAGAGCUCAAGAAAGAUUUAAGAAGCAAUUUAAAAAUAAGAAAGCACAAAGCAACAGCACAUAAGCAUUAAUAUUAAAAAAUAAUAGUUCCGAUUUCAAUGUGCACGAAACGUAGACACUUCAAUUUUUUCCAUCCUCUACUACAAUAAAUAAACGCCCAUUAUACUAAAAUCUAGCCCAUGCACUUUUAGGACUGUGACAUACCUCCUCUUAAUUUUUUAAUUUUUUAAUGUAAGCGAUAUAACUUAACUGACACCAUUGAAAAUAAGCGGAAACUCUUUCAUGUGUUAUCCUUGGAAAUAAAUCAACUUGAGAGUGCAUUUUAUCA